AUGAUCGCUCUCAGACUGGUGAACAGCGACAGGCCGGAAGACAAGGCCCUGGUUGCCGAGAUGGCUCGCCAGGAGGGCCUCCUCGCCGCGGUCGCAAGAUUCGUCGACUACUCCCCCAACAUUGUGGUGAUUCCCGGGCCCACAGGCGUUCAAGAAGUAAACUUACUUCCGGACGUCUUCCUCUCCCUCCUCUCCCUGGAAGUCUUCCCCCCGGGCGCUCUCCCCUCGCCCAUCGUGUCCACUCUCGCCAGGCUUGCGGCCGGGAACCAGGCACCGGCCGUCCGCUCCAAGGCUGCGGACCUCCUCCGUCGCUUCAUCGCGGCCGGUUUGGUCUCCCCGGGGGACCUCGUGCCAGGGAGCGUGGUGCACGGCUUCGUCCACUUUGAGGCCGGGGUGCAGCUCCCGUGCGACCAGUGCGGGGCGCUGAAGGUCCCGGGGGAGCUGAAAAGGUGCUCGCGCUGCAAGUAA
Messenger RNA from Klebsormidium nitens, 468 nucleotides. Lineage: Eukaryota; Viridiplantae; Streptophyta; Klebsormidiophyceae; Klebsormidiales; Klebsormidiaceae. The record is from the annotation of a GenBank genome assembly.